AUGGGUCGUACUGUCGACCAAGAGGUUCACGCGGCUUUCGUGGAAUUUCGUGCCAAGGAAGACGAUAAGUGCCUUUCCGUGCAGUGCAUCUACUGCCAGCAGAUUCGAGCGAAAAACACCAGCCGCCAGAAGCAGCAUCUGCUGGAGUGCCCGGCCCUGCGUGGUCAGCACAACCCGCAUGCGCCGCCGCCUCAGGCCAACGGCGUCACUGCCCCCAAUGGCUAUGGAGCGCCGCCCAACGCCCCCGCCGUGGCCCAGAGUGCCGCCUCCACCGGCGCUCUCCCCUCGAACACCGGCUCGAUGCUGGCUGCCGGUGUGAACCCGCACGGUGCCACCCUGCAGACCUCCAUGCAGAGCAUCCCCGGCCGCCCGUCUCUCCCCUCCCAGGCUGCUCCUCAGGCGUCCUCCUCCGCCGUUCCCCCUCAGGCCCGCGCCCACAGCACGCCCAAAGCCCAGAAACCGCGCCAGAGCACUUCGAAUCUGCCCGCGCCGCCCCUCGACGAUGUCCAUGCUGCGUUUGUGGAGUUCCGUGCGAAGGAGGAAGACAAGUGUUUGUCCGUCCAAUGCAUAUACUGCCAGCAAGUCCGCGCAAAGAACACAAGCAGACAGCGCCAGCACCUUUUAGAAUGCCCAACAUAUUUGAAUGUGAUGAAGGAUUCCAUCCCCGCAAACAAUCUGCAACAUACCUUCCCCGAGGGUGAUAUUGCGCGCUCGCUUCAGCUCCCGGCGCCGGCGCUAGAACUCGAUUUUCGCAUGAGCUUAAAGCUGAAUCCAACUUUGUCUAUUGGCCCAGGCGUCUGGGGCCAGAGGGAUUGGAUUACUUUUGUUGGUGGCCAGUGGGCAGGUAGAUGGGCCAAGGGAAUCGUCUUGCCUGGUGGUCAAGAUUCGCAAAUCACCGUAAAGGAGCUUGCUACCAGCAUCCGGUCGACUUUUUUGCUGCAGACUGCAGAUGAACCCCCAGCAUAUAUUGCUGUACGGACAAAUGGCUGGCUGACUGGCGCAAAAGAAGUGCUUGAGAAACUCCAGGAUCCGAAUGUGGCAGACACUAUCAAUCCUAACACGUACAAGUAUCGUGUUAAUAUCUCUAUGGAAACCGGGGAUGAGCGGUACUCAUUCGUGAAUACGGUAAUGUGGAUUGGCAGUGGUUGUCGUCGUGGUUCUGAAGUCAUCUUCGAUGCUUUCCGUAUCACGUAA
Messenger RNA from Ophidiomyces ophidiicola, 1194 nucleotides. RefSeq lists its product as uncharacterized. The transcript is spliced from 5 exons. Lineage: Eukaryota; Fungi; Ascomycota; Eurotiomycetes; Onygenales; Onygenaceae. The record is from RefSeq and is a predicted model, not a curated record. Bases 1 to 1194 code for a protein of 397 amino acids.